Molecule: messenger RNA, 1567 nt
Organism: Dunckerocampus dactyliophorus (ringed pipefish)
Lineage: Eukaryota; Metazoa; Chordata; Actinopteri; Syngnathiformes; Syngnathidae
Product: cyclin-G2-like
Exons: 7
Coding region: 7-1044 (345 amino acids)
Biological process (GO): regulation of cyclin-dependent protein serine/threonine kinase activity; mitotic cell cycle phase transition
Cellular component (GO): cyclin-dependent protein kinase holoenzyme complex; cytoplasm; nucleus
Molecular function (GO): cyclin-dependent protein serine/threonine kinase regulator activity
Source: RefSeq, a predicted model, not a curated record
AAUGUCAUGUUAAAUAUGUUUUUCUCCAGGAUGAAGGACCAUGGAGGACUGGACAGGUCACUUGUGAGGGAGCUGAAGUCUUGCUGCGCCCUGGAGGACAACUUUCUUCCCAGGAAGUCUGGUCUGAAGAUGAUGGAGUCCACUGAGAACGUGAGUGGAGUGUCGGCCAAAUGCAGAGACGCCCGAGUGGAGGAGCUGUGGGGUUUGACCAGCUUUUUUGGCUACGGCACCCACACUUUUGUACAAGCUGUCAAUCUGCUGGAUCGAUUUCUGACAGUUGUGAAGGCUCAGCCCAAACACGUGCCCUGCAUCGCCGUCUGCUGCCUCCACUUGGCGGCCAGCGUGACGGAGGAAGAGAGCAAUGUGGCACCUAGCCGCGAGCUCAUUCGCAUCAGCCAGAGCAAGUUCACCGUGUCGGACCUAUGUCGGAUGGAGAAGGUCAUCUCGGUGAAGCUUAGCUGGGAGCGCGGCGCGGCGGUGACGGCCUUCACCUUCCUGCACCUCUACCACUCGGCCUUGGCCUGCGUGUACGCUGAGGGGGUGGAGAUCCCAAGCAUCGGGAGGCUGGAAGCCCAGCUGAAAGCCUGCUUGUGUCGGCUUGUUUUCUCGAAGGCGAAAUCGUCCGUGCUGGCGCUCGCCCUCGUCGCUCACGCGAUCGACACCCUGGAGUCCUUCACCGCGUCCAAGAUUGUGCAGCAUCUGCAAAGACACACAAAGAUCGGCGACAGCGAGUUGCUCUGCUGGCAGCAACUUGUGGCCAAAUGCAUGAAUGAGUACAGCUCAAGUCAGUGCCACAAGCCUGACAACAAAAAGCUGGUCUGGAUUGUGUCCCGGAGGACGGCGCUGGGUCUCCACACCAGUCAUGUCAGCGUCCCCGGUCUGCCGACGAUACCGGAGGGCAGCUGGGACGAGAGCGAAAGCGAGGACUCCUGCGAGGACAUGAACUGUGGAGGAGACAGCCCAUGCGGCUCGCUGGGCAGCAACGGCGAAGGAUCAUUCUUCCCCGCUUUGUUUCAUUCGUCGUCGCACAAAGCGACUCGCUAAAACGGAUGCGUAACCCCAACGGCAACCUUGACUUGCCAUGAAUUAUGCAGCAAAGCCAGCCUGCAGGAUGUGUGCCUGUGUUGGUCCCUGCAGUUGCGACCUUAGAAGCACAUCAACUUAGCUGUGCAACAUGACAUUCUGGCAGCUUGACGGCAUCACCUGACCUCAUAGGUCGACGCAUUCCAGCAGAAACAACAGCACCCGUUAAACUUGCUGUUGACUAGCGGUGUUAACUCCUGCCAUUUAAAAGAAAUCAUUAAAAGAAUCUGUUUGAUGGAUACCAUGCAUUACCAGUAUUAUGCAAGUGUGCAGUAUAUGUAUGUACAGUAUGUUAUUCUAAUGUGACACUUUAAUGUGAAAAUGAACUGCCGCACUAAUGUGAUUAUGAAGGUUUGCUGUUUACUGAGUGCAUAAAGAGAAAAAUAGAUGUACAUAACCUAGAAAAACAUGUUGAUUUGUGCAUGUUUUUAUGUGGCUGUAGCUCAAAGUGAAUGUCACUGACAAAUAUAAGAAUAUUUUAAAA